UUUCCCUUUUCCUUUUGCUCCUUCCCAAGUGAGCUCUCAGCCGGGAGAGACAGAGACAGAGAGGGAGAGAGAAAGGCGCGGAGGAGGAGGAGGAACAGAAGGAGGAGGAGGAAGAGGAGGAGGAGGAGCCCGUCAACCCCGCUGGGCUCUGCUGGGGGUUGGGGCUAGCUUUCCCGCGCGAGUGUCCCUGGCAAGUGCCCCCGACCGCGAGCCCACCAUGCCGGCGCUGCCGAGGCUGCUGCGCUCUUGCUGGGGCAUCUUCAUGCUCUUCUGGACGGUGUUUCUGAACGCCACGCUGGUGGACGUGGUCGGCUCGGAGCAGCAGAUCCCCCUCUCAGUUGUGAAGCUCUGGGCCUCUGCUUUCGGUGGAGAGAUCAAAUCCAUUGCAGCCAAGUAUUCAGGUUCCCAGCUUCUGCAGAAGAAGUACAAAGAGUAUGAGAAGGAUGUCGCAAUAGAAGAAAUUGACGGCCUGCAGCUGGUGAAAAAGCUGGCAAAGAAUAUGGAAGAGAUGUUUCAUAAGAAGUCAGAAGCUGUCAGGCGUCUUGUUGAAGCUGCGGAGGAGGCUCACCUGAAACACGAAUUUGAUGCUGACUUACAGUAUGAAUAUUUCAAUGCAGUCCUGAUUAAUGAGCAAGAUGAGGAAGGAAAAUAUUUGGAGCUGGGGAAGGAGUUCAUAUUGGUUCCAAAUGACCAUUUUAACAACUUGCCUGUCAACAUUAGUCUGAGUGAUGUUCAAGUUCCAACCAACAUGUACAACAAGGAUCCUGCAAUCGUCAAUGGAGUGUACUGGUCAGAAUCCUUAAACAAAGUGUUUGUAGAUAAUUUUGACCGUGACCCUUCUCUGAUAUGGCAGUAUUUUGGAAGUGCAAAAGGAUUCUUUAGACAGUAUCCUGGUAUUAAAUGGGAACCAGAUGAGAAUGGAGUCAUUGCUUUUGACUGCAGAAACCGAAAAUGGUAUAUCCAAGCUGCCACUUCUCCAAAAGAUGUCGUUAUAUUAGUGGAUGUGAGUGGCAGCAUGAAAGGGCUUCGCUUGACCAUUGCCAAACAAACAGUAUCUUCAAUUCUGGAUACCCUGGGAGAUGAUGACUUCUUCAACAUCAUUGCUUAUAAUGAAGAAUUCCACUAUGUUGAGCCCUGCUUGAAUGGGACCUUAGUCCAGGCAGACAGGACCAACAAAGAGCAUUUCAGAGAACACCUGGACAAACUUUCUGCCAAAGGAAUUGGGAUGCUGGACGUUGCUUUGAAUGAGGCCUUCAGUGUGCUCAGUGAAUUCAACCACACUGGACAGGGAAGCAUUUGCAGCCAGGCAAUAAUGCUCAUUACUGAUGGGGCUGUAGAUACCUAUGAUGCAAUCUUUGCAAAGUAUAAUUGGCCAGAAAGGAAGGUUCGCAUCUUUACAUAUCUGAUAGGAAGAGAAGCUGCUUUUGCUGACAACCUCAAAUGGAUGGCCUGUGCCAACAAAGGUUUUUUCACUCAGAUCUCCACCUUGGCUGAUGUCCAAGAGAAUGUCAUGGAGUAUCUUCAUGUGUUGAGCCGGCCAAAGGUCAUUGACCAGGAGCAUGAUGUGGUUUGGACGGAGGCAUAUAUCGACAGCACUCUUCCCCAGGCCCAAAAGCUUGCAGAUGAUCAGGGGCUGGUCUUGAUGACGACGGUCGCCAUGCCUGUUUUCAGCAAGCAAAAUGAAACUAGAAGCAAAGGGAUUCUGCUUGGAGUGGUUGGCACUGAUGUCCCAGUGAAAGAGCUACUGAAGACCAUUCCUAAAUAUAAGUUGGGGAUUCACGGUUAUGCUUUUGCAAUCACCAAUAAUGGUUACAUCCUGACACAUCCUGAACUCAGGCCUUUGUCACUUCUGUUGAUACUGCUCUUCUCGCUGGGCUCCUCCUCAGUAUCCCAGAAUGUAUCUGAAGGCCCAAGAGAGACCACACUCCUGUUGAUUGAAAGACAAAGAAAGAGUCAAAUCCUGGUUAACUUUGAGAUGACCUGGUCCUGUUCCCUAUACGAAGAAGGAAAGAAGAGGAGGAAACCCAAUUAUAGCAGCGUUGACCUUUCAGAAGUGGAAUGGGAAGACCGAGAUGAUGUGCUCAGAAAUGCCAUGGUGAAUCGGAAGACGGGGAAAUUUUCCAUGGAGGUCAAGAAGACAGUGGACAAAGGGAAACGUGUUUUGGUGAUGACAAAUGACUACUAUUACACUGACAUCAAGGGCACGCCUUUCAGUUUAGGUGUGGCUCUCUCUAGAGGACAUGGGAAAUAUUUCUUCAGAGGGAAUGUAACCAUAGAAGAAGGCCUGCACGACUUAGAACACCCUGACGUGUCCUUGGCAGACGAAUGGUCUUAUUGCAACACAGACCUACAGCCUGAACACCGACAGCUGUCUCAAUUAGAUGCUAUUAAGCUCUACCUCAAAGGAAAAGAACCCCUACUUCAGUGUGACAAAGAAUUAAUACAAGAAGUCCUUUUCGAUGCUGUAGUGAGUGCCCCCAUCGAAGCUUAUUGGACCAGCCUAGCACUCAACAAAUCAGAGAACUCUGACAAAGGCGUUGAGGUUGCUUUCCUGGGGACCCGGACUGGCCUCUCCAGGAUCAACCUGUUUGUGGGUGCUGAGCAGCUCACCAAUCAAGACUUCCUGAAAGCUGGAGAUAAGGAGAAUAUUUUCAAUGCUGAUCAUUUCCCACUCUGGUACCGAAGGGCAGCUGAGCAAAUCCCAGGCAGUUUCGUCUACUCCAUCCCAUUCAGUGUCGGAGCAGCAAACAAAAGCAAUGUGGUGACUGCUAGUACUUCCAUCCAACUCCUUGAUGACAGGAAAUCACCAGUGGUAGCAGCUGUAGGCAUUCAGAUGAAACUCGAAUUUUUCCAGCGGAAGUUCUGGACUGCCAGCAGACAGUGUGCCUCUCUGGAUGGCAGAUGCUCCAUUAGCUGUGAUGAUGAAACCAUAAAUUGUUAUCUCAUAGACAAUAAUGGCUUCAUCCUGGUGUCUGAAGACUACACACAGACUGGAAACUUUUUUGGUGAGGUCGAGGGAGCUGUGAUGAACAAAUUGUUAACAAUGGGCUCCUUUAAGAGGAUUACACUUUAUGACUACCAGGCUAUGUGCAGAACCAACAAAGAGAGCAGUGACCGGGCUCACAGUUUAUUAGACCCAUAUAAUGCCUUCUUUGCUGCAGUUAAAUGGAUAAUGACAGAACUUAUCUUGUUUCUGGUGGAAUUUAACUUGUGCAGUUGGUGGCACUCAGAAACCACAGCCAAAGCCCAAAGAUUGAAACAAACUCUGGAACCCUGUGAUACAGAGUAUCCAGCCUUUGUCUCAGAGCGUACCAUCAAGGAAACAACAGGCAACAUUGUGUGUGAAGACUGCUCCAAGUCCUUUGUCAUCCAACAGAUCCCCAGCAGCAAUCUGUUCAUGGUGGUGGUCGAUAACCAAUGUGCCUGUGAUUCUGUGUCACCCAUUACUAUGGCUCCAAUUGAGAUCAGGUAUAACGAAUCCCUUAAGUGUGAACGCUUGAAGUCACAGAAAAUCAGAAGGCGGCCAGAGUCCUGUCAUGGCUUUCAUCCUGAAGAAAAUGCAAGAGAAUGUGGGGGAGCCUUGGGUCUCUGUGCCAAGCCUGUCCUCCUUCUGAUCCCGCUGCUUCUGAUGCUUUUCUCAAGGUGACACUGACUGGUUUGUUCCCUUGGCAUGCUAAUUACAUGGAAAAACUGUGAACUGAAAUAUGGUGCAACAUAGACGACAUGAAAUAUAGUCCAACCAUCAGCAUUUCAUGAUUUUAACUGUGCGUGGUAUAAACUCUUAACAAUAUUUCAAGAAAAAGACAGGUUAUCUUUUUACUUUGCCAGUCAUGCAAAUGUGCAGUUGCCAUAUGAUAAUCUCACUUCAUUUGAAACAGGACAUCAAUUGGUAGACAGGUGGUGGUCCUUUUCUGCUUUGUCCCAUUGACACUAAUUCACACCUGUGUACUUUUUAAAUAAAGUAUAUUAAAAUCAUA
Dromiciops gliroides (monito del monte) is the source of this 3977-nucleotide messenger RNA. It is a transcript of the gene CACNA2D3, whose product is annotated as calcium voltage-gated channel auxiliary subunit alpha2delta 3. Bases 218 to 3646 code for a protein of 1142 amino acids. The transcript has 40 exons. Gene Ontology annotation, cellular component: voltage-gated calcium channel complex. The record is from RefSeq and is a predicted model, not a curated record. Gene Ontology annotation, molecular function: voltage-gated calcium channel activity. NCBI's taxonomy places the organism in Eukaryota, Metazoa, Chordata, Mammalia, Microbiotheria, Microbiotheriidae.